Molecule: messenger RNA, 1846 nt
Organism: Anastrepha obliqua
Lineage: Eukaryota; Metazoa; Arthropoda; Insecta; Diptera; Tephritidae
Product: oocyte zinc finger protein XlCOF6-like
Exons: 5
Coding region: 6-1733 (575 amino acids)
Source: RefSeq, a predicted model, not a curated record
UUCUUAUGAAAACUCAGGAAAUUUAUGGUUUUAAGGUUAUAGAGGAGAUUACAGACGAUCCUCUAAAGAUGGAGUUCAAACAAGAUGUGCAAGCUUUAACGAACCCUGAUCUAAAAUACCCUAUUAAUAACAUUUACUUAGAGGAAUCGAGGCAAGUUUCCGAAGAAGCACUGGAAAAAGAAAUGCACCCGGGGCUGCUAAAAGUAGAAGAUGAGAGCGAAUAUGUCAUUGAGCUAUUAUGCGGGACAUCAAAUGAUGAUCAAUCUCAAACGGAAAUGGUUGAAGAAUUAAAAAAAGAAGAUUCAGUUUGCGAGGAUGACGUAUAUGAGAGUGAAAAUGAGUCUAUAGGGAGAGUGGGAUAUAUGUGUGAGAUUUGUUAUUGUGCUUACGAAACUGAAGAUGAAUUAAUAAAUCAUAUAUCCAAACAACAUCAAUCUGAGGUAUUUUGCGUAGAUUGCUCAACAAACUUUGAUACACCAAACGAAUUGAGAAUACACAAACAACUAGUUCAUGAGACUGAUUCACCAGUGCAGUGCGAAUACUGCAAUGAGGGGAUUUUAAUACCUCGAAAUGAGCUUGUUGACCAUUUUCAAUGUAAACACAAAUCUGAAUACCUUAAGUAUUUUCCACCUACUUCUUAUAAAUGUAAAUAUUGUAGAAACAUCUAUUCAACCCCUUUUGAAUUGGAAGGCCAUGUGAAAGCACACGUAAUAUUUAAAUGUACACUCUGUAACAUAAGUUAUGGGAAUCUGAGCUCAUACAAUGUACAUAUUAAACAAAAUCAUAGUUCUCUUAUGGUCAAGCAAUUGCCUGACAAUAUUUCUCUAAUGGCAUUUUCAUCCGAUUAUGUACAAAAAGAACACGAAGAGUCUCAGGUACAAAUGCAGAAUAAUACCAAAAUAAAACGAAAUCGAAUGGAAACUACUGAGAAUAUUUAUCAUAAAAACCAAUACACGAAAAGCAAUCAAGAGCAACAGGAAUCAUCUGAAAUAUAUGCAGAAGAAAAUUCAGAUAUUCCCAAGCUAAAAGCAAAGAAGAGACACUUAUGUUCAUUUUGCCCUCGAGUAUUAUCCAGCAGACUAUCUCUAGAAUUACAUGAAAAAAAACAACAUUUGAAUAUAAAAACGGACGUUAAGGAAUGCCCAAUUUGUAAAAAAGAAUUUAGUUCAGAUUAUGUUAAGAAACAUAUCCAAAUUGUACAUAUUGGUGAACGUAAAUUUACUUGUGAUAUUUGUGGUGACUCAUAUAAAACCCAUGAUACUGUUAAACGACACAGACUGUUGCAUAUGAAGGACCGCAACUUUCCAUGCACCGUGUGUGAUAGAAGCUUUGCUGAGAAAUCCGAAUUCAAAGUUCAUAUGCGAAUUCACACGGGGGAAUUGCCAUUCGACUGCCAUUUGUGCGAUCGUCGAUUUAGAAUAAAAGCCCACCUCACCUAUCAUUUGCAACAGCAUGCCAAUAUCAAGAAAAAAUGUAACGAAUGUGGUAAAGAGUUCAAAAACAGCAAAUCAUUACGAGACCAUUCAUUCUUGCAUACUGGCAUAAUGCCAUAUACAUGCCCUAUUUGCGAGUAUGGCAGUGCCAAACGUGAAGUUCUUGCAAAACAUAUGCUGCGCAAACACGAUAUAACUAUGACUGCUGAUGAAUUAUUUGCAAUGUUCAAAGCGAAUACGGGGCGAUCUCCACGCGUUAAACUAGCAGAAGAGUUAGAAAUGAUGAAUAAGAAUAUGUAACGGGUAAACUGUUUGACCAAAUGUGGAUACAUGUUUAUGAGAAUUCAUAUCUGAAUUUUUCACUGUUCUAAUAAAUUUAAAAUUAACAAAACUUGAGACGUUUUUGUGGAUAA